AGUAUUGUAGCGACUCUGGUCCCGGCAAGCAGCUCUCUUCCUAGCCAGUAGCAGCUCCUCUCAGCCAGUUCCCGGUUCAAGAGAAGCGUCGCCGACACAGCCGGCUAACCACUGUUUCACCUCACACCAAUUAACAAAUCACUCUCCAACCGUUUUCAGAAUGGUGACGUCAGCAGUGCUGGGAGCAGCGACCGGCACAGGGCUGGCCCUGGUGGUGGCGAUGACCAUCGUGGUGUACCGGUACUACGCGGCCCGCCGCUACGGCAAGGACUGGGAGUACUGCGACUCGUGGGCCACUCCGGUCAGCCACUACAAGCACAAGCCAAGGCCACGGCCGGCCACCCACGCCACCGGCUACUCUGUGUCGCCACACACGAGUCAUACCAUGACCCACUACAAGAUGCUUGGCUACCCACCAGUCAGGACCCGCUUUAUGGCCAACAGCUGUCAGAUAGUGUCAUCUUCCAUAGAAUUAAGAAAAAAAAUUGAAGAGAUGAGUAAACCACAGAGUCCAGCGGGUAUUUGGGCAACACACAACCGGAUAGAAACAUGGGCCAAAAUGGCAAAGCUUCGAGCCACUGCUUCUGUUUCAGGAGCAACUGCGGUGUUCAAUGUGAGCCAAGAGCAACGAAACGUGCAGCCGCCUUCGAGCAGUCCCCCUGCCGCCUCCCACCCCAACCAGCACAUGCCUCAGCCGCCGUCCACCGCCCCCACUGGAGCCGCACCCGCCCCUGCCCACCACGACCCCCAUGCCCACCUCACCCACCAGUCGCGCUCCUACCCACUGCCCACCAGCCCCCGCACCCUCUCCAUGUCCUCGCAGAGCAGCCUUGAUAGCGCCGUCUCCAAACAGAGCUCGCACCGCGGCUCGCUGUCGCCGCAGAUCCGCAUGCUGGGCAGUCAGAGCCAGUGCGAACCGCCGCGUUCGCCGUCACCCGGGCCCUGCCUUGUGGGGGGCCACAACCUGGAGCGCACGCCAUCGCCAAGCCAGAGUUCCCUGACCAGCGCGGGAAGCGGCAGUGACCGCAGCGGAGUCCGGCUCCACGCGUUGUCGCCGCUGCUGCUGCCGCCCCGCGGCUCCACCCCCGCGUGCGGCGAGGCUCCACCCUCCUCGCCACUCGGCGCCCUGCAGCCCGACCUCUAUCAGCCGCGCGACGUGCCGCUCUUCCUCAAGAGCGCCAACCGCUCCGGUCCGUCGCUCGGCCGCCUCCAUCUCCGCCUCGACUACGACUUCGAUCGCUCUGAUCUGCAUGUGCAUCUCAUCGAAGCGCAUGAAUUGGCUGGAAGUGGUGAGGGUGGCUUCAACGACCCCUAUGUGCGCCUCACCAUGAGUCCUGAGGUAGACAACCGCAAGAGACAAACCAACAUCCACCGCAACGACCCCAACCCCUUCUUCGACCAGCACUUCAAGUUCCCUGUCUCUCAUGAGGAUCUCCACGACAAAACACUCAUCUUGCAGGUGAUGAUUAUAUUACAGCCUCCUGAGGAGACACAAGAGAUACUUCUCUCAUUGAGCUACCUACCAUCCGCCGAAAGACUUACAGUCGUACUACUCAAAGCAAGAAAUCUAUUCCUUCCGCAGAACAAGGAGGUCAUAGAUCCUUAUGUCAAGGUUUACCUUGUUAUUGGUGGCAAGAGAGUGAAGAAGAAGAAGACUGCAGCAAGGAAGAGCUGCACAAACCCAGUUUGGAAUGAAGCUCUUGUAUUCAAUGUCCCUUCGCACAGCAUCGCUCAUUCCUGCAUCGAGGUGUGUCUGAUGGAUCAGGCUGACAUGGUAUCAAACAAAGGUCUACUGGGAAGUUGCGUUAUCGGACCACAUGAAGAAGGGCCUCCUCAGGACCACUGGCAUGACAUGACCCAGAGCCCGCGAAAAGCCGUUGCCAUGUGGCACUCAUUGCGAUAAAGUAAAAGCACCGACUAAUCAUGGUUCAUUCCAAACUAAACAGCUACAAUUAUUGGUACCGGUACACUGGUACUAUUAUACAGCAGUAUCAAUAUGAUAAGAGGAUCAUAUUAUUGUCGUCAAGACAUGAUGAAAAGUAAUCCUACUUAAAUAAUAUGCAUGACCAAACUAAAAAAAAUUGAAACGAGAGUCGGGUAAAAAUAUUUUGUUUUCAAAAUACGAUGUGCUUCUAGUCAUAAACAUUUUUUUUCAAAAAUGGUUUUGAGUAUUCUCAUUUUUUCAAAUUAUUUUGAAUAUUAGUUUAAGUAUCAAUGGGGAGGCAUAGGCCUAUGUGUUGAUUAAAAGAACAGUUUAGAGAUAGUUUAAACCCCAUAUUGAUCCGUACUGGAAUAUCAGAUUGUGUAUUUUAUCACAGACCUACAUUUUCAACAUUAUUCAAUAUCGUUUCUACUGUAUGUGAAUUGAAAUUCAUUUGAAUCAUUUUGAAAUAGGCUGUCAUUUGAUAUGAAAAGUUUGUGCACAUUUCUAUUGAAAUAUUUGAACUGAAAAACUCUGAAAGAUUUAUGUAACUUUUCAAGGACAAAUAAAAAAAUAGAUAUUCCAAUCAACAAUAAAAUCGACAUGCGUUCCUAAUAGCAAAGAUUGACCCAUUUAAAUGAGGCAAAGUCCUAACUCCGCCUAAUAAAGAAUUUUUUCAGUAAUACAGAUCAAGUCUCAUGAUGAAAAUCAAAACUUCAUUUAUUAUUAUUUUUUUUUAAAACUGUUGAAAAAUAUUAUCCAUUUCUUCACUUUCAAAAUCAUACAGUACCUUCACUGAAGAGAAAAAUUUCAAUUUGAUAAUCGAUGAAAGAUACAGUACCACACUAGCACACUAGAAACUUGAAUCCAUAUGGAGCAAUACUCGAAGUUUGGAAAAGUCAAUACAUUACUAAAAAAAUAACUUAUAAGAAUAAGAUAACCAUUAUUUUUAAUCACCAGAAACUAGUGUAUAAAGUAUGUAAAUUAUUCAUCAAUAGCAUUUAUCAAUAACGUAACAUUCUUAAUAAUUUGAAGCAACUUGAAACGCUUAAAAAUGUUAUGACUGACAAGUUAUUCAAAUGAAGCUUCGAUGUGAAUUAGAAUACCGGUACUCAAAAACCAUUAAACACAUCCUCACCUUUUCCUACUAACCUAAAGCCUACUGACCUGUAAUAAAAAAUGUGAGAUCAAUAAUAAGGUAUAUAUGGUGCCAGAUUUUUGAAGGUCUACUCCAAGAUUUAAUAACUGUCUAAUUCAGAUAAAUUAUAUUCUAUCAUGGGUUGUUCAAUCUUGUAUUAUUGUUUACAAGGGAAAUAGAGUAAGCAGCUAUUAGGAUUGGAUUGAGUGAUUGAAUUCAUGAUACCUAGUUAUUGUCAGGAAAUUCUUAAGACAUGGAAGCUUACGGCGAUCCUAAUCACAUCAAAAAUAUAAUCUUAAACAUAAAAUUAUUAAAUUUGAACCUUCAGAUGGAUAUCGUGUAGGUGUAGCCUAGGCUAUAUUUGAAUAAAUUUGAGAAUAAUGUAUGUUGUACCUGAUGAAACUAAUGACUAAACCUAUAUAUAUUAUGUAGGCAGACAUGAUUGAUUUGCUUAGUUACAAACUAGGUAUAGGCAUAAGAUGACCACAUAUGAAUGAAUUAAAGAGACUGAGGAUCACCUACAGCCAAUAGUAAGUGAGAUACGACAGUAGAGCUAGUAGAAACGGCAUUAAUUUAGCCAAGAAACUAUGCAAGCAUGAGAGCUAUCCUAAUUUUGAUUGACAUUAGCCUGCUCUCUACCACUAAUAUAAUAAUGAAUGUAUUGGAGACAUUAUUCACGAACUAUUUAUGAAAGUUGAUUAAAAAAUUACAACAGCAAACAAGCUCUAAACAUUUGUUCUCAAUCGAGUGAGUGAAACGUGUUACAGUAUAUUGUUCAUCGUCAUAGUGUCAUCACUAUGUGUUGUUAAUAUAAAUAUUUUUCAAAAUAAGCUGCUGCUUCUUUAUAAGCAAUUAUAAGUUGGAAGAGGUGUAAAGAAGUAAAUUAAGCUGAUAGUUAUUAAAUAGUUUAAUUUAAUGUUGGAAAUCAUGUUGGUAUAUAAGAGAAGUUUUUCAUAUUGAUGUGACGUUUAUGGUUGUCCUUGUCUUACCUUGUCUCACCCGCUUGAGUAAUAUGAAUAAAUGUUAAUGUUUUUUUUCAAUAAUUUCUUAGUGGAGUGUAUGUAUCAAUUGAUGUUUCAAUUCUCCAACAACAUCUCAUUAUUUUAGAUCAGAUCUGAGGUCGAUAUUGAAAGUACUGGGUACUGUGUUGAGAAUGAAUUGCAUAACAUUUUAAUAGAAAAAAUAUGUUGGAAAGAUACCAAUUUGUUAAUUAAAUAUCUGGAGAAAAUCUUCCAAAAAUAAAUAUUGAAAAAAAUAAUUAAGAAUGUUGAUAUAAUAAAUUAUAUACCGUAUAUUAAAAUUAAAUAUGAUAUUUAUAUAUUAUGUAACCGCAUGUCCAAAAUCAUCUAUAUGUCAAUUACUGUACUUGCCUAACAAAAGGUCUUAGAUGAACGUUAAGCAUGUUAAGCAUAGGUACUAUAUUUAUGUACGGUACCUUACUAUUUUAUGAAUGUUAAAUGUUUGAAAAUGGUUAUUUUUGAAAACGUUGCAUAAAGUUUACAAGAAAGUUAUACAAGAUGUAAUAGAAAUGAAUUUAGUUGAUCAGAAAAAUUGAAAAAUCAAAGUAGCGAAUAGAUUUGUAUUGUAAGAACAAAACUUACUUUAAGAUUAUAGUCAUGUGAAAAAGAUUGUAAUUAAUCGUUUUGUAUUAAACAUGAAGGUGCAUCAAGUUCAUUAAUGGAUGUAGAGUAGAUAUUUAUAUAUUGCUUGAUUACUUAACAAAUCGCUGUUUUAUCAUUUCAAAUUGUUGAAAAAUUUGAGUACCAUAAUAUACUUAGUACUAAAAUAUUGAUGUGUUGGUUGUAUUGUGUAGUGAUAAAAUUGUUCAAAUCAUGCUAAAAAACUCAUUGCAAAUGUAAAAAAAACAAAAAUUAUAUUUAGCUCCCUAACACCAGGAACUGAUGAAUAUAUAUAAUCAUAACUAUAUAAUUUAAUUCAUUGAUUUGGGUAUUUUCUCUGGCUCUAAUAAAAAAUAUGUUAGAUUAAUAUAUUAUUCUCCAUUAUAAGAUUCAAACACUAUUUCAAAUGACUUGAGCUACAGGAAAGAUUGAUUUUUGUGUCAAGUAAAUUCAAGACUGGUGAAAUUGAUUUUUAAAACAAUGACUCAAUUUUCAAAUGAUGAAUGGGUUGUUCUGGGAUGGUUACUACCUACUUAAUGUUCACCAGUAAGUUAUCUGGAUAAGAUACUUGUAAUUAUAUUAUUCUUUCAUGAAGGUGAAAUGAAAUAAUGCUCAUGAGUUGAGUACAUAGGAAUAUUUCUAUUUAGUGAGCUGAGAAUAAUCCACAUGGGCUAAAAUCUACAUAAAUUGCGAUUAAUUUCGAACCUUCACACACUGAAGAUAUCAUAAUUUUUUUGUUCAAUAUCCAUUGUUAUGAGAAUAUUAUCAAUAUAUUAUCAUUAUAUAA
Nilaparvata lugens (brown planthopper) is the source of this 5465-nucleotide messenger RNA. Its product is annotated as synaptotagmin-C. The record is from RefSeq and is a predicted model, not a curated record. The coding region runs from base 161 to 1903 and encodes 580 amino acids. The transcript has 10 exons. Lineage: Eukaryota; Metazoa; Arthropoda; Insecta; Hemiptera; Delphacidae. Gene Ontology annotation, biological process: calcium-ion regulated exocytosis; regulation of dopamine secretion; regulation of calcium ion-dependent exocytosis. Gene Ontology annotation, molecular function: calcium-dependent phospholipid binding; clathrin binding; calcium ion binding.